Fusarium falciforme is the source of this 753-nucleotide messenger RNA. RefSeq lists its product as hypothetical. The coding region runs from base 1 to 753 and encodes 250 amino acids. The record is from RefSeq and is a predicted model, not a curated record. The transcript has 2 exons. Lineage: Eukaryota; Fungi; Ascomycota; Sordariomycetes; Hypocreales; Nectriaceae.
AUGACAACUACCGCAACAGAGGCUAGGGUUCGUCCUGCCAUAGAGCCUAUACGAACCACGGGCCCUGAACUGAACAUCCGGUCAUUCCGAACACGUAUGGCCCUCAAGAGCCCAGCCUGGUCCGCCUCGCCUCUCUCGCCUCGCAGUCUCCCUCUGCCAGGGUGUCAGGAGCUGAGGGAUGAGCAGAUGCGCCAGCAUGACAAGAUGGCCGUUGACCGGCUGGAACCGCGAAGCCGUGACUCCUCCAAGCUGGAGCCGAGCCUUCGCAACGUCUCUCUGAGACCCAUCGCAGAGCUCGCCCUGCCAAGUCCCAAUACUCUACCAGCUCGUCGUUCUCCUUUAUCUGCACCCCUAUUCGCGCCGCCAGUCUACCGCAGACCAACUAUCGUGGAAGAGACGAGAAAUAUGUUGCUUCAAGGACAGGAUGGUGAACAAGGCGGUCAUCUCUCGCAGGCAUAUGAUCGCAGACAAUCCGCGCCACCGGGUGUUCUCCACGCAAGAGCUAUGCAGAUCGCCCGGCAGCGAGAACACCUCCGUCGAAGAGGUUUUAUCGACAUCGAAUACGCACGAACAUAUCUCCCUGUGCUUGCCGCCAUCAUUCUCUCCGAAAUUGUUCGACCGGGGGACACCAUCGAGCUCCCGCUACCACACCCCCGAGCCUGGGAGGACACUGUCGCGUAUAUCUACACAGGACGGGUUGCUCUCACAGAGCCUAUCCGACAAAACAUUCUUUACCUAGGAGGCAAGGUCUGA